Durio zibethinus is the source of this 961-nucleotide messenger RNA. Its product is annotated as large ribosomal subunit protein eL15z. Gene Ontology annotation, biological process: cytoplasmic translation. The record is from RefSeq and is a predicted model, not a curated record. Gene Ontology annotation, cellular component: ribosome; cytosolic large ribosomal subunit. Gene Ontology annotation, molecular function: structural constituent of ribosome; RNA binding. NCBI's taxonomy places the organism in Eukaryota, Viridiplantae, Streptophyta, Magnoliopsida, Malvales, Malvaceae.
AUGGAUGGCCUAGAUUUAGACAGGCUCCUCUGUUAUAAAAGGUUUAUUUUACCUGCAAAUCCUGGCCUCAGCUCUCCUUCUGUAAUCGAAAACCCUAGCAACUCUCUUACGCAGCUCGCCAAUGGGGGCUUACAAGUACGUGUCGGAGCUAUGGAGGAAGAAGCAGUCCGAUGUAAUGAGGUUUUUGCAGAGGGUGAGGUGCUGGGAAUACCGUCAGCAUCCAUCAAUUGUUAGGGUCAACCACCCUACCCGUCCUGACAAGGCACGCCGCUUGGGUUACAAGGCCAAGCAGGGUUAUGUGGUUUAUCGCGUCCGUGUUAGGAGGGGUGGUCGUAAGAGGCCUGUUCCCAAGGGUAUUGUCUAUGGUAAGCCCACAAACCAGGGUGUGACCCAAUUGAAGUUCCAGCGCAGCAAGCGGUCUGUUGCAGAGGAGCGUGCUGGUCGAAAGUUGGGAGGUCUCAGGGUUGUUAACUCAUACUGGAUCAAUGAGGAUUCUACUUACAAGUACUUUGAGGUUAUCCUGGUUGAUGUUGCACACAAUGCUAUCCGCAAUGACCCAAGAAUUAACUGGAUCUGCAAUCCUGUUCACAAGCACAGGGAGCUUCGGGGACUCACAUCUGCUGGUAAGAAAAACAGGGGCCUGCAUGGAAAGGGUCACUUGCACCACAAGAAUCGGCCUUCUCGCAGGGCAACCUGGAAAAGAAACAACACUCUCUCUCUUCGUCGUUAUCGUUGAAGACUUACUAACGUUUCUGUCGUUGAUCUCUGAAUUUGUCAUUUUUAGUUCGAAAUUUUUGCAAGUUUAUUCAUUUCAAGUCUAAUAAAUGGAAUCGAAUUUAUUUUUGUUUGACGUGUUGUGAAUUUGUGAAGGUAUAUGCUGCCUUUGUUACGAAACACUGUGCUCAAUGCACCGAAUAUCCGAUUGAAAAAAACGAGGUUUUUUCUGGAGUUUUUAGGUCCA